GAGUCCAAGCGACAUCUGAGUUCUCUGAACCAGCUGGGUAUUGGUUCUCUCGUGCGGGAAAUUGCUGAAGGCGUUGAUGUCAGCUCUGCUCCUGGGGACACUUUUGAAGACUGUAAUGUCAAGUCACCAACUGCUGUGGAUUUCUCUGACAUAGUGGAGACAGCGGAGGAGGAGGAGAGCUCAGAGGAUAAAAAAGACGGAGAUUCGGCAGACAGCGAUGACAACCAGGAAGAGGACGACAGGAAACUGAUGCCUCCCCCGUCCUGGCUUCCCAGCAGCUCCAUCAGUGUCCUCACCUCAGAAGGCGGCUCAGGCCCAGCAGGUGGCUCUAUUGUUUCCGUCGCGAAAAUGUCUCAGGAUGAACAGAUAUCCCCAUCAUCCCUGAGCCCGGGCAGAAAGCUGAACACCCCUCUGGCAGACAUGAUGCCCCCGGAGCUGGCUAACGUAGAUGUGACCUCCAUCUUCCCCGAAUUCCGACAUGGGCAGGUGUUGAGAUUUUCCCGACUGUUCAAGCCAGCUCACGUGCCGCAUAUCUGGAGAAAGAAACGGAAAAAGAAAGAGGAAGACGAAGAGAAGAAGUCAAAAGAAGGGGAUAAGCAAGGUGAAGGAAAAAAGAAGGAAGAGCCAGAGAAGAAAGAUGGCAAGUUGAAGGAGGAAUCUGAGGGAGGCGAGGAGGAUGGAAAGAAGGCUGCAGGGGAGGAGGCAGAUGUGGAGGAGGAAGAGGAAGACGAGGAAGUGAAGCUGGUGUUGAACCUGGGAAGAGGGCCCAAGCCUGAGGAGUUGGCCGACGAUGAUGAGGAUUUGCUGAAGCGACCCAUGGACUACUCCUCGUCCCGCGGGAAUCAGUCCAACACGGCAGAGGCGGAGUCAGAGACAGACGUGGCCCCGUGGCGCUACGGCCCCGCCCAGUACUGGUACGACCAUUUGGGCGUGGAUGAGACGGGGCAGGGGUUCCAGUACGACUUCAAGCUCAAACCUGAUGAGGUCAAGGAACGAGAGGCGGAGGAGUCUGCCAGGCUGGACAAAGACCUGGACUACGACCGCUACCUGAUGGUCACUCAGCAGCGCUGGGAGGACAAGAUCAUCUGGGAUGGGGAGGAGGCCAAACACAAAGUCCUCACCGAGCACAAGAAGAACGCAGAGUUUGCUGGAUGGGUGCCCAGCACCAACAACAGAACCUUUGCUCAGUCACGGUCCCAGUCUGGGCUUCUACAGCGGUCUAAGUCGAUGCUGUCCAAACCAGGACUGGACAGUGAUCCGAGCAGGGACGGGGAGUGGCACUCCAUCUUCCCCAUUGAAAAUGAGGCCUUGGUCUACAAGAACUGGGAGGACGACAUCAUUUGGGAUGCCGAGAACAUGGACAGCAUACCGAGCCCCAAGGUCAUGACCUUGGACCCCAACGACGAGAACAUGAUCCUGGAGAUCCCAGACGACAUUGACCCCCACCAGCAGACGGAGCAGGAGACAGGCACCAAGAAAGAAAAAGUUCCCAACGCGGUCAACGCCAAAGACGUGUUCAACCUGUCGAACGACGAGUACUACAGCCCCAAACAGAUGGACAACGCGCUCAGGCCCAACAUCGGCAGCUCCGUCAUACAGCACUCGACCCCAGCGGCCGAGCUGAGACAACCGUUCUUCCCGACCUACAUGGGCACCAACAAGCUGAGGACCUUCCACCGACCCCCGCUCAAGAAAUAUUCCCACGGCCCACUCUCCACCUUUGGCCCACACCCCGUCCAGAGUCUCAACAAAGUGAUCAAACGGAAGGCCAAGGUGAGGGAGCAGGAGAGGCAGGCGUUCGGAGGAGGGGAGAUAUUCUUCAUGAGGACGCCCCAGGAUCUGACGGGGAUGGACGGGGAGAUAAUUCUGGCCGAGUACUCGGAGGAGUUCCCUCCCCUCAUGAUGCAGGUCGGGAUGGCCUCCAAGAUAAAGAACUACUACAAGAGGCCACACCUCGCCGUUCAUCGGGGCGCUGAAACCUGGCAACUGCCAGCAGGCGCUGGAGAACAACAUGUUCCGAUCCCCGAUCUACGAACACAAGGUGGCGCCCACCGACUUCCUGGUCAUCCGCACUCGACACGGGUAUUUUGUGCGGGAAGUGGAGACAAUCUACGCUGUGGGGCAGGAGGGUCCGCUCAUGGAAGUCCCCGGGCCCAACUCAAAGAGGGCCAACAACUUUGUCCGGGACUUCUUACAGGUGUUCAUCUACAGGCUGUUCUGGAAGAGCAAGGACGAGCCGCGCAGAAUCAAGAUGGAGGACAUCAAGAAAGCGUUUUUGGCGCACUCGGAGAGCAGCAUCAGGAAAAGGCUGAAACUGUGCGCUGACUUCAAGAGAACAGGCAUGGACUCGAACUGGUGGGUGCUGAAGCCGGACUUCCGUCUGCCGACGGAGGAGGAGAUCCGGGCCAUGGUGUCUCCUGAACAGUGCUGUGGCUGGUACAGCUUGAUCACAGCCGAGCAGAGGCUGAAGGAUGCUGGAUAUGGAGAGAAGUCGUUGUUUUCUCCGGAGGAGGAAAAUGAAGAGGACACACAGACCAAGAUUGAUGAUGAGAUCCGGGUGGCCCCGUGGAACACGACACGGGCGUACAUCUCGGCCAUGAAGGGCAAGUGUCUGCUACAGCUGACCGGUCUGGCCGACCCCACAGGCUGUGGCGAGGGAUUCUCCUACAUCAAGGUGCCCAACAAGCCAACCACCAAGGAAGAGGCCAAAGAAACGCCCGUGAAAAAGACGGUGACGGGGACAGACGCUGACUUGAGAAAGCUGAACUUACAAGACGCUAAGCAGCUCCUUCGCAAGUUUGGAGUUCCUGAACCCGAGAUCAAGAAGCUGUCUAGAUGGGAGGUAAUUGACGUGGUGAGGACCAUGUCGACAGAGCAGGCCAAGCAAGGACAAGACACUACUGGUUGGGUAAAGUUUGCUCGUGGAAACCGCUACUCUGCUGCCGAGCACAUGGAGCGCUACAAAGAGGAAUGCCAGCGAAUCUUUGACUUGCAGAAUAGGGUUCUGGCUUCCACGGAGACGUUAUCCACAGACGAGGAAUCCACGUCGGGCGAGGACUCGGACUUUGAGGAGAUGGGCAAGAACAUCGAGAGCAUGUUGUCCAACAAGAAGACUAGCACUCAGUUGUCCCGUGAGAAGGAGGAGGCGGAGCGGCGAGAGUUGCAGCGCAUGCUCAAAGGAGAGAUCGCAGACAAGGACAAGAAGAGCAAGACGAGCAACUCCAAGGAGGACGACAUGAUGCAACACCGCGGGCGGAAGUUGAAGAUUGUGCGCACGUUUCACGACGACACGGGCCGCCAGUACCAGAGGUCGGAGAUGGUCAGUAACCCCGUGGUCAUCGACGCUUACCUCAGGAUACGACAGACCAGGGAUCCAAACUUCAUCAAACAGUUUGCGGCGAUGGACGACCAGCAGAAGGAGGAGAUGAGGAAGGAGAGAAGGAGAAUCCAGGAGCAGCUGAGGAGAAUCAAGCGGAACCAGGAGAAACCCUCCACCACCCCGCCACCCAAGAAAAAGCCAAAGAAGGAGAAGGAGCAGCUUCUCAAGGCCUCCAAGAUGAAGUGCGGGGCCUGCGGCCAGAUCGGGCACAUGCGCACCAACAAGGAGUGCCCGAUGUACAACAAGGGCGGGGCGGGGCCGGGGGCCAUGCAGGUGGCCAUGACGGAGGAGCAGGAGGAGGAGGAGGAGAAGAACAUGCCGGUGGACCAGGACCUCAUCAACGUGGAGGGCACCAAGAUCACCAUGUCCAAGACUUUGCUGGAACAUGCUGAAAGUAUCCGGAGAAAGUCCCUGGUUCUCAAGGUUCCCAAACAGGCCGUGGAGACCAAGAAGAAGCGCCGCGUCAGCAACAUUGUGCACUGCGACUACCUCAAGAAACCCAAGCAGUCGUCGAACCGACGGAGGACUGACCCCUUGGUUACGCUGUCUUCGAUAUUUGAGUCGAUAUUGAAUGAGCUGAGAGCCUUGCCAGAUAUCCAGCUGUUCCUAUUCCCGGUGAACCCCAAAGACGUCCCCGACUACUACAAGAUCAUCAAACGUCCCAUGGACAUGCAAACCAUGAGAGAGAGCCUGCGACAGAAAAAGUACCGGUCGCGGGAAGAUUUCCUCACCGACCUGCACCAGAUUGUGGAGAACAGCAAGCUGUACAAUGGCCCCCAACAUUUGUUGUCCAAGAACGCCCAGGGCAUGUUGGAUCUUUGCUUCAAAAGAUUUGCUGAGAAAGAACAGAAGCUGAUGCGACUAGAGAAAGCCAUCAACCCUCUGCUUGACGACAACGACCAAGUGGCUCUGUCCUACAUCUUUGAGAAGAUUGCUCAGAACAUGAAAGCCCUCGAGAAUUCGUGGCCGUUCCAUGCGCCGGUGAGCAAGAAGACGGUCAAGGACUACUACAGUGUGAUCAAGAAGCCCAUGGAUCUGUCCACGCUGCUCAAGAUCCGCCUGGUGCAGGAAGCGGCUCUCGACGCGGCAGACACGGACAGCAUGACGGGAACCUCGCUGAACCGCGACGACGGGAGCAUUCUCGACACAGAGAGCCUGGACGGCUACAGCACCAAGGACAACCCCGCUCUCAUGGAGGACGACACAAAUCCGACCAUGGCUCCUUUUGGAGACGCCGCCGACUUCUCCAAGAGCGGCCCGCUGGCAUCAGACACAGAGUUUGUGGACAUUGAGGGGGACGAGGAAUCCAUGCAGCUGGCACAGCUCCAGGACGAAAGCUACACGGAGGGAGAGGGAGAGGAAGACGCGCUGGCUAAGGAUCUACAGCUGUCGGAUAACGAGGAUGAGGAGGAGGAGGAGGACGAGGACGAGGACGCAGGGAUGGAUAGUACUGGCACCCUGAACGAGUCGAGCGAGCUGUUACAAGACGGGCAACCCAUGGAGGUGGGGGAGGUGGGAGGCUUUGACGAGAACGCGCGGUCCUACUUCGACAAUGCUGCGGGGGAGUCAGGGGACCAGUUUGGCGGAGAGGAAGGGGAGGGGUUUGAGGAGGAGGGGGAGGAGGGCGACAGCUUUGACCCGAGCGAGUUCUUCAAGAACAGCGCCCUAGCCACGGCCCAGGCAGAGGCGGAGGGUCGCGGAGACAUCAACAGCGACCUUCAGAUCUCGGACGACAGCGAAGACGAGCCGGGAGGGGAUGCGGAGGAGGAACCUUAUCCUGUCAUACCCACAGAGAAUCAGGCGUCGGAGGGGUUCGACAUCGACGAGUAUUUGUGACGAGGGUUUAUUCGACAUUGGCAAGGAAAAGAGGAGUUUUGUUUAGUAUUACAGGGGAAAGUGGAGGUUUAUUCGACAUUGAUAGGGGAAAGUGGAGAUUUAUUUGACAUUGACGGUUGAAAGUGGAAGUUUAUUCAACAUCGGCGAGUAUUUGUGACUGGGUUUAUUCGACAUUGGCAGGGGGAAGUGGAGAUUUAUUUAACAUUGACGGGGGAAAAUGGAGGUUUAUUCGACAUUGACGGGGGAAAGUGGAGGUUUAUUUGACAUUGAUGGGAAAAUGGAGGUUUAUUUGACAUUGACGGGGGAAAAUGGAGGUUUAUUCGACAUUGACUGGGGAAAGUGGAGGUUUAUUCGACAUUGAUGGGGAAAAUGGAGGUUUAUUCGACAUUGACAGGGGAAAGUGGAGGUUUAUUUGAUAGUGACAGUUGAAAGUGGAGGUUUAUUCGACGUUGGCGAGUAUUUGUAAUGCGGGAAAGUGGAGAUUUAUUCAACAUCAUUGAGUUUUUGAACCGUGAAAAUCAAAUUGUCUCAAGUCUUGAGUGCCAUUUCCAUUGUUACGAGAAAACCGCAGGUGAAAAUUUUGUUCUUAUUUUAGAAAGUGUUGGAUUACAAUCUUUUUUAUUUUUCUACCUGAUUUUUUAUAUGAUAGAUGUAUCUGAGAAAAUUUGGAAGUUGAGUUUAGUACCAGUACGGUAUUUAAUCUGAAUGUUGUUUUUUUCCCCAGAUUUUGUCUGUUUAGGCUUAGUGGUGGGGACUAUUUUCCACUCAAAGGCUGGGUGUGGGAGGUUAAGGUCAAAGGUUAGAUGUGUGAUGUCAAAGGUCAGAUGUGUACGGUCAAAGGCUAGAUGUGUGAGGUUAAAGGUCAACGGUUAGAUGUAUAGGGUCCAAGGUCAAAGGCUGGGUGUAUAAGGUCCAAGGUCAAAGGCUGUAUGUGUGAGGUGAAAGGUUAGAUGUGUUGGGUCAAAGGCUGGAUGUGUGAGGUGAAAGGCUAGAUGUGUUGGGUCAAAGGCUGGAUGUGUGAGGUGAAAGGCUAGAUGUGUUGGGUCAAAGGCUGAAUGUGUGAGGUGAAAGGUUAGAUGUGUUGGGUCAAAGGCUGAAUGUGUGAGGUGAAAGGUUAGAUGUGUUGGGUCAAAGGCUGUAUGUGUGAAGUGAAAAUCCUGUGCCUGUGUGUGUGUGUAUGUGUCUGUGCGUAAGUGUGUGUGUGUGUGUGUGU
Molecule: messenger RNA, 6428 nt
Organism: Aplysia californica (California sea hare)
Lineage: Eukaryota; Metazoa; Mollusca; Gastropoda; Aplysiida; Aplysiidae
Product: transcription initiation factor TFIID subunit 1
Biological process (GO): transcription by RNA polymerase II; RNA polymerase II preinitiation complex assembly
Cellular component (GO): transcription factor TFIID complex
Molecular function (GO): RNA polymerase II general transcription initiation factor binding; TBP-class protein binding; RNA polymerase II general transcription initiation factor activity
Source: RefSeq, a predicted model, not a curated record